UGUCCACAACUAUUCACACACAACACAACACAACACAAGUUGGUACUUCUUAGAAGCUAAUACUAAGAAGCAAAAGGUGUCUUUUUAUGUUGUUUUUGUAACAUCUUCCUUGCAAAAGGAACCAUCACCACGACCACCAUAUCAUGAGCAUCUCCACCACUGUUUUCUCUGAACCACUCUUCAAUUUCAAACUCUCUCACUACCACAGAUUAGCUACCAUUAACCGUUUCAAGCCAAAUUCUUCACACUCUCUCUCUUCCACUUCCAAUAUUAUUAACUAUGGUUCUUCUUGUUCUUGGACAUUGAAGCCACCGCAUAAGUUUCUCUCUCCAAAAUUUGUAACUUUUGCUACAAAUACUGAUACCCUUCAACAGAUUCAAUCUUCUGAUGAUGUCAUUUUCAGUCAGACUCAUCCCAUCAACAGAAUUCAACUGGUGGAGGGAAAGGUGUUUAUAAGAUUAGAUCAAGGGAAUGAUUUGAAGAAUUCGGAGCUUAUAGUUGGAUGCAAUCUACCAGGAAAAUGGAUUCUUCAUUGGGGAGUUUCUGGUGUGGAUGAUAUUAAAAGUGAAUGGAAUCAACCACCCCGUGAUAUGAUACCUCCAGGAUCUAUUCCUGUAAAGGACCAUGCAAUAGAGACACCUUUGAAGAAAUCAUCAACAUCACCGGAAGGAGAUACUUUUUAUGAAGUCAGGAUCAGUUUUAAGCCUAGCGAUGAGAUUUCAGCGAUUAAUUUUGUUCUCAAGGACGAGGAGACUGGUGCUUCGUAUCAACACAAAGGAAGAAACUUCAAAGUUCCUCUGGUAAACUAUCUUAAGGAGGAUGCUAAUUUAAUUGGACCUAAAACAGGCUUUAGUUUAUCCCAAGGAGACAUAGGACAGAUGUCUAACGUUAUCCUGGAUUCGGAAGCAACCAAUGACAAAGUUCAAGAUAGCAGCAGUGAAUCGGAAAGUCCAAAAAAGGAAAAUAGUCAAGUAGAAGGUUUCAAUGUAGAACUGCCUUUAACCAAGGAAGUUACUGUCAAUAACUCUAUCAGUGUCUCCGUUAGGAAAUGCUCCGAAACAGCUAAAAAUAUUUUGGAUUUAGAAACGGAUAUACCAGGUAAUAUUUUCCUUCAUUGGGGAGUUUGUAGAGAUGAUUUAAGAAGUUGGGAAGCUCCACCUGCUCCUCAUCCACCACAAACUGUAGCAUAUAAAGACACAGUUUUGCGAACUCAAUUAAAGCCAAAAGGAAGUGGAGAGGGAAGUUCAGCACAAAUCUCUUUGGGAGAAGAAUUUUCAGGAUUUCUUUUUCUUCUUAAGAUAAAUGAAAAUUCAUGGUUAAAUAACAAGGGAAUUGAUUUCUACGUCCCUCUCUCAACUUCCGGUAGCUUAGUUAUUGGCAACAGAGAGGAUCAAUCGAAAGUUGUAAAGAGUGAAGAGGCAGGCGAAAACGAAAACUCUGAAUUUACCAAUGAAAUAAUCAAUGAAAUAAGGCAUUUGGUUACUGGCAUUUCAUCUGUGAAGAGACGAAAAACGAAAUCCAAAGAAGCUCAAGAAACCAUUCUUCAAGAAAUUGAAAGACUGGCCGCUGAAGCCUAUAGUAUCUUCAGAACCUCUGUUCCAACUUUCUCCGAGGAAGCUAUUGUGGAAUCCGAGGUUGUUUUGGAUUCCGAAUCACCUGAGUUGCCUCCGAAAAUCAUGUCCGGAACAGGCACAGGGUAUGAAAUUGUAUGCCAAGGAUUUAAUUGGGAGUCUAAUAAAUCUGGAAGAUGGUACAUGGAGCUUAAAGAGAAAGCUAAAGAACUAGCAUCUCUUGGCUUCACUGUGAUUUGGUUACCGCCACCUACAGACUCUGUUUCACCCGAAGGAUACAUGCCAAGGGAUUUAUAUAAUUUAAAUUCUAGGUAUGGUACCAUUGAUGAACUGAAGGACGUGGUGAAAGAAUUCCAUAAAGUUGGAAUCAAAGUUCUAGGAGAUGCUGUUUUGAAUCACCGUUGUGCCGAGCAUCAGAAUAAGAAUGGUAUUUGGAACAUAUUUGGAGGUCGUCUCAACUGGGAUGAUCGUGCAGUUGUAGCUGAUGAUCCACAUUUUCAGGGGAGGGGCAACAAGAGUAGUGGAGAUAGUUUCCAUGCGGCUCCAAACAUUGAUCAUUCACAGGACUUUGUGAGAAACGAUAUUAAAGAAUGGUUAUGCUGGUUAAGGGAAGAAAUUGGAUAUGAUGGAUGGAGGCUUGACUUUGUAAGAGGAUUUUGGGGUGGUUAUGUAAAGGACUACAUGGAUGCAACCAAACCAUAUUUUUCCGUGGGAGAGUACUGGGAUUCUCUCAGUUAUACAUAUGGUGAGAUGGAUCAUAAUCAAGAUGCACACAGGCAGAGGAUCGUUGACUGGAUCAGUGCUGCUGGUGGUACUGCAGGUGCAUUUGAUGUUACAACCAAAGGGAUUCUUCACUCUGCGUUGGAAAGAUGUGAGUAUUGGCGCUUGUCGGAUCAGCAGGGAAAACCCCCUGGUGUUAUGGGAUGGUGGCCGUCUCGUGCCGUUACUUUUAUAGAAAACCAUGACACUGGUUCUACACAGGGUCACUGGAGAUUUCCCCACGAAAAAGAAAUGCAAGGAUAUGCCUAUACUCUUACACACCCAGGAACUCCAUCAGUGUUCUUUGACCACAUUUUUUCUCACUAUAAAACUGAAAUAGGGGCACUUCUCUCUAUUCGGAAACGAAACGGGAUCAACUGCAGAAGCACAGUUAAAAUUACCAAAUCAGAAAGGGACGUUUAUGCUGCUAUCAUCGACGAAAAAGUUGCUAUGAAGAUCGGUCCUGGUCAUUAUGAACCACCUAGUGAUUCCCAAAAAUGGAAAUCAGCUUGGGACGGAAGAGACUACAAUAUUUGGGAGCUGGAGGAAUCAUAAUAUAUUUAUUUUAUAUCUUAUAAUAUGUAUUUAUUCCUUUAGAAAAUCUUCUUGUAUAUCUCAUUGUGGCAAGCUACAAUUCAAGUGAGUUUGCUGCACAUAAGCAUCAUUAUAGAGAAGGUUGCAGAGGGUUCAUUUCAGCUUAAGUCUGGCUCAUCUGAAACUAGAAGCCUUCAAAUCAAUAUUUGAAAUUGAAUUGUAUCAUAUUUACUAUGUUUACAAUUCAUAUAUUGUAUUUAGAUUAUUGUGACAAAAAGUGUAUUGAACAAUUGGCACUUAUACUACAUAAAGCCAUCAACUUUUGAAGUAAUUGAUGGGUCCACAUCUAAGAAUUGAUA
This is a messenger RNA of Medicago truncatula (barrel medic), 3223 nucleotides long. RefSeq names its product alpha-amylase 3, chloroplastic. Gene Ontology annotation, molecular function: calcium ion binding; alpha-amylase activity. The transcript has 13 exons. The record is from RefSeq and is a predicted model, not a curated record. Gene Ontology annotation, biological process: carbohydrate metabolic process. Lineage: Eukaryota; Viridiplantae; Streptophyta; Magnoliopsida; Fabales; Fabaceae. Bases 144 to 2885 code for a protein of 913 amino acids.